Molecule: messenger RNA, 2590 nt
Organism: Ricinus communis (castor bean)
Lineage: Eukaryota; Viridiplantae; Streptophyta; Magnoliopsida; Malpighiales; Euphorbiaceae
Exons: 3
Coding region: 521-2251 (576 amino acids)
Biological process (GO): sesquiterpene biosynthetic process
Molecular function (GO): cyclase activity
Source: RefSeq, a predicted model, not a curated record
GUCCAAAAGGCUGGCAAGUGGCAACGUCUCCUUUUUGAAUCUUCAAAUACUGACAAUUAAGAGAAAGAAAAAGAGAACUCCAUGAUAAAUUAUACUUUUAUUUUAAUUCAUUGCUUUCUGUAACCUUUUUUCUCGUGGAUUGCCCACUACAUCGACAUUUGUAAUGCAAUCAAAAGCCAGACUUGCCGACUAACUAUUUGGUAAAAACAAGCUUGUUUUUUUACUUUUCUUUCUUCGUGGGUAGGCAGCAACAAGGCCUUUGUUUCCUAUAUUGAGCAGCUUCAGGGAAGUCAUUUCUACAGCUUAUAAUAGUCUAGGUUUUCAGAAGAUCUGUCAGUAAUCAAGUCAAAGAUUUUGCAUUUGUUUGUGACGAAACCAUGAAGAUGAUGAGGUUCAAAUUGGUUUAGCAUUCUAGACUUGGACUUAACCAGUGGCAUGCAUAUCCGUGUAAGAUUGCCCAUUUUCAGGAUUACAAGUUCCAAGGUACAGAAAUUUAUGAAAGUUUAAGCUUUAUGUUAAAAUGGUUUUAAAUAGUGAUGGAGGUGGCGUAGCAUAUGUUAAAGAAGAUUACCCUGUGAAUGUGACUGAAAAUGGUCUUAAAGAUCAUAAUGGCAAGGAUGCUGCUCUUGACAUUUCAACUUCUCGAAAGGCACUGUUGGGUGAUAACAAUGGUAGUAUGGAGAGUCAAAAUAAGUUGAAAACAAUUCCUACUAGAUUAAGUAUUCUGAGACUCAGUUCUGAUGGCAGUUUACCUUCUCCAUCAGCUAAAUUCAGGAAGAUUGCGGAGGAAAGAGAUGAGAUAUCACGGUCAGUGCCUUCUUCCACUGGCCAUGGGUUCCGAGAGCGCUUCAAUGGAUUUGUGGCUCAGAAAAUUGAUUGGGCGUCUUUGUGGAACAUUGGCAGAAAUUGGAUCAAGAAUCCCCUUAAUAUGGCACUACUUUUAUGGAUUAGUUGUGUUGCAGUCUCAGGAGCAAUUCUUUUUCUAGUAAUGACAGGAAUGUUAAACCAUGCACUUACAAAGAAAUCACAGAGAGAUGCGUGGUUUGAGGUGAAUAAUCAAAUCCUCAAUGCUCUCUUUACUCUUAUGUGCCUGUACCAACACCCGAAACGGUUCCAUCACCUUGUGCUUCUAUGCAGGUGGACACCAAAGGACAUAAUAACACUCAGAAAUAUUUACUGCAAAAAUGGCACUUACAAACCGCAUGAAUGGGCUCAUAUGAUGGUGGUUGUUGUUCUACUUCAUAUAAAUUGCUUUGCUCAGUAUGCUCUGUGCAGCCUCAAUUUGGGAUACAAAAGAUCCGAACGACCUGCUAUUGGUGUCGGUAUCUGCAUUUCCAUUGCAAUUGCUGCUCCGGCGAUAGCAGGUGUUUAUUCUAUUAUUAGCCCCCUUGGCAAGGAGUACUCCGAAUUUGAUGAAGAAGCGCAGGAUAAAACUCUCAUCAGCAACAGUAGUCAUUCUAGCCACCGUAUGUCACUGGAGAAGAGAUUCUCAUUUGCAUCAAGAAAUGAACAGAGGAUCGUCGAGCAUGCACCUUUAUGGAAAGGGGGAUUGCUUGACAUUUGGGAAAAUAUUACUGUAGCGUAUCUCUCUCUUUUUUGUAGUUUUUGUGUGUUUGGAUGGAACAUGGAAAGACUUGGGUUUGGGAACAUGUACGUUCAUAUUGCCACUUUCCUCCUCCUUUGCAUUGCUCCUUUUUGGAUCUUCAACUUGGCUGCCAUCAACAUUGACAAUGAGACUGUCAGGGGGGCUCUAGGAUUAACUGGUGUAGUCCUGUGUUUGUUGGGUCUACUCUAUGGUGGCUUCUGGAGGAUCCAAAUGAGAAAAAGAUUCAAUCUGCCGGCAAAUAAUGCUUGUUGUGGAAAACCAGCUAUGGCUGAUUGCACUCAAUGGCUCUUCUGUUGUUGGUGUUCUCUUGCACAGGAAGUUCGGACAGCCGACUUCUAUGAUAUUGUGGAGAAAAAGUUUUGCAGGAAAGAAGCAGAUGUAAAUAACCAGCCUGCACUCUCCCCCUUGCCCCAUGAUGGAGUAAUUCAGUUUAGAUAUAACCCAACAUCUUCAAAUAUGAACAGCUCUAGGCUUUCUAAAGUCGGGGCUGAUUAUUCUCCAAGUCCAACUAGAUUUUCAGAAGAUAAUUAUACUCCAGGAAAGGAACUUCCUAAGUUGGAGAACGAGUUUUCUACAAAAGAUGCUGACAAUUUUAUGAAGCCACCUGAAUUAUCAUCAAUACACAGAGAAGAAAUUACCAACUAAAACUGGAUAGCAAUAUAAAGUAUUUGCGGAGAACUACCAAGUACUUCAGCUUUCAGUUCUGAUAAACCUACAAAAUGUGAUUCAGUUUUUCUUAUGCAUCCACAUGCUCCCACGUAGCUUGUAUAUUUCAGUUGUAUUUUGAUGAGUCCAUCUUUUUCUGCUUAGUUUUAUUUUAUAAAUGUAAUCAGACACUGGCAAAAUUCUUUUUACAUUGUAUAUUUUUUGCCUUAUCACUUUGAUACCAUGUCUUGGACAUGGAUGUGAGGUAUCACUAGUGAGUUGCAACAGCAGUAUUGGUUCUUUUGUUCUCCCGGAUAUGCAGAAUGUCCUCAUUGUGAA